AUGUGUCUCUGUCGAUCUCACUCACUCGCUGUCUCAACCAGGAAGUAGAAAGAGAGCAGAGCGGACAGCUGCUGAUUCAAACAAGGAAGUGAACGCGAGUCGAGUGCGAUUUAAAGUCUUUACUCUACGCUGCAAACUAAAAGUUGACCUGCAAGCAGACAGACAGAUGAUAGAAAAACCACAGCAUUGCUGGGAAAACGAACUCCACUGUCUUUGUAAAGAAGCCCCAGACAGACGAAAGAGUGGGCGGAGAGAAACACACUCACACUCACCUACUCCUGUGAUCCCUGGAAUUAUCAACAGCCACCAUGGACCCCAAAGAGGAACGGCAGAAGGAAGCCGUACGAGAGAUGAAAGAGGAACUUCCAGAGCUCGAUGGGUUAUGCGAUGCUUGUGAACCUGAUGAGGCCAAACCGGCCACACAUGUGUGCCAUGUCUGCACCUUUGCCUUCUGCCCUGUGCACGCUGAGAAACAUGCCAGCAGGACACACCAUCCACUAGUGCUUUAUAAUGCUGACGAGGAAAGAGACGAUGAGAGAGUUUGCAGUAAUUUUAAAGGAAAAGGUGAAUCUGUAGUUGAGGCCGGUUCAGAGAUGGCAGCUGAGGUGGCCAUUCAUCAGGACGUGGCAUCACUCGGAAUGGAUGAGCGCAACAGUGAUGAGGAGAAGGGGGAUGCUCAAAAUGAAGUGCCGCUGGCUGCCAUGCAAGGGGAUGGAGCUGUAAAAGCAGAAGCUGAGGUGGGGCAGGAGGCCAUGGCUGCUGGAGAGGCUGUGAAGAGAGACACUGUGACAGUAGAGAGACUGCGCUGCAAGGAGCAUGGUCAAGAAGGCUCCCUGUACUGUAAACCAGAUGAGAAGAUAAUCUGUGUGGUGUGCGCUGUGCAGGGCGAGCACAAGGACCAUGAAAUAAUUACCCUGCAUGAGGCAUACAUGUGGCAGAAGAACCAGGAAGGUUACGAUCUGCUUGGCUGUACACAACACAUGGCUGAGAACAUUAAGACCAAGUGGACAAACCCUGAGAUGUCCGUAGAAGAGCUUGAGGACUACGUGACUGAACAGUUCGAUGAGCUCCGCAACUUGGUGCUUCUGGAAGAGAAGAGGACCCUCCACUUGGUGGACCUCAAAGAGGCGUUCUUAACAGCAUCCGCUGCGGAGAAGAUCGCGGAAAUCACGGCUGAAACAGAACGGCUGCAGGAGGAACUGGCUAACAUCACAGACCAGUUGACGUUGCUGGAGCAAGUUGAUGCAGACGCAGGUGGUCCUGCGUUGGCACAAGUCCUCAUGGCAACAGCACCUUCCCACAGAGUUCUGCAUGACAUUGACGCCAGAGCAAGGACAAAAGCAGAAGUCCCAGCAAAGAUACUGGACAUUAUCCACAGGGAAAUUACCUGUUUACAGAAGUGGUCUAAAAGGCUCCCUGCCGAAGAAGAUGCCAACACUAGCAAUAGCAAAAAAGGCAGAUUACAGUUGUGGGAAAACACACAGGCACAGAGAUAUUGAUUUUUGCAGACAUCCACCACCAUCCGUCACAUUUGGGAGAAAAAUGAAAAGCACCGAAUUUUGACACCAUCUUGUUGUAGAGGUGUUUUUCUGCAGAAGCCACUGGUGUCCUGAGGAAACUACUUUGUCUGGUAAUGUAGAAGCAACAUCUUAAGACCUUAGCCAGGAAGUUAUAGCUAGGACAUAAAUAGACAGUGAUAUUAAGCAUACUGCCAAAACAGUAAACAACGUGGAUUAAGGCCAACAAAGUCAGUGUUUUGCAGUGGCCAUCGAUAAGCCCUAAUCCAAGCCAAAAAUUUGUGGGCCGGUCUAAAAGGGUGGGUUUGAGCCAGCCGGCCUAGAAACCUGACUCAGUUACACCAGUGCUGUCAGGAUGAAUAGUACGGAAUAACACUUUUCAGAAAGUUAUGGUAGCGUUUGAUCUAAGUCAAACUGCUUAAAGGCUACGUCAAUAAAUACUAAGGGAGUGUGUAACUUUAAGAAAGUAAUAAAAAAGUCUUCCUUUUAGGUUAUACAAAUAAUUUUGCUAAUCCUAUCCGACAUGAGCCAGGGAAUGUUUUGUUUUUUAAAUGUCAGACAGUGAUAAAAAAAAAAAGAAAAAAGAUUUUGCCUUUUUUUAUUAAUGUUUGGAAACUAAUGGUUUUAAUGAAUGACUAGGAAAACGUCAGCAUUUGAAAAGGUACUGAUGACAAUGGUAUAAUGUGGCAUAGGUUUUUAUCUCAACCCUGAAUUCAUCUCAGUCGCAGCACACUGUCUGCAAAACAUUAAAAAAAGAAUUCGGAUUAGGUUUAAGUUUUUAUCCUUCCACUGUUCACCUGCAGAUAAUUAAAGAAUUCACCGCAGACAAAGUGUCAAAUACCUGGCAUUAACCAUCCACUGCCUUGUAAUGAUGCCAAUCAAAUGCAUGUCACGUUAGUGACUCAGCAAGGCAAUUAGUGUGUGCCUGCUGGAACCGGUGGAGGUGACUUUAUGGCUGAUCCAGGUAGAGGGCUGUGGGCAGUUGUUGACAGGGUAUAUCUGUGAUUGUGAGUGUAUGCAAGCUGCCAGUGUUUGUGUGGACUGGUAUUAACUGAUGCGUCUAUACUCGGCGUCACCUUCUCUGGAUGUACAUUUUUCGUGUCCUUCCGCCUGCAGGUAUGUGUAAGCAAAAGUGAGAAACGGGUCGAGACAGAUGUAGGCGUUAUACUUUCAGCUGCUGUUGUAGUUUUUUUUUUUUUUUUUUUGUGGCAUUCUUUGCUGCAUCCCUCACCUUUAUCUGAGUCGGUGUCAGACAGUCUGGAAUGAAUCGUCCUUUGAGUCAUCUCCCAGGUAUUGAUCUGUUGACACCAAACGCUCUCAGCCGCUUUCAGCCACAGCAAGAAUGUACCUAGCACCACCUGCUGUCUCUGCUCCUCAAAGAUCAAUAAAAGUUCAAAUAACUAUUAGUU
This is a messenger RNA of Cynoglossus semilaevis (tongue sole), 2926 nucleotides long. It is a transcript of the gene trim44, whose product is annotated as tripartite motif containing 44. Bases 309 to 1499 code for a protein of 396 amino acids. Gene Ontology annotation, molecular function: zinc ion binding. The record is from RefSeq and is a predicted model, not a curated record. The transcript is spliced from 6 exons. Lineage: Eukaryota; Metazoa; Chordata; Actinopteri; Pleuronectiformes; Cynoglossidae.